Messenger RNA from Saccostrea cuccullata (small rock oyster), 1035 nucleotides. Its product is annotated as two pore calcium channel protein 1-like. NCBI's taxonomy places the organism in Eukaryota, Metazoa, Mollusca, Bivalvia, Ostreida, Ostreidae. The record is from RefSeq and is a predicted model, not a curated record. The transcript has 4 exons. Bases 53 to 514 code for a protein of 153 amino acids.
UAGUUUUGACUUAGUUUUUCUUUUCUAGAAAUCAUUUCCAUUGUAGGUUGUCAUGACGAUAGUUUUAGCCUUCAUUCUGGAGUUGUUUUUGUUCCGUAUUCAGUACAGAAGGAAACUCAAAUUGGAGGACAUAGAUGACCAUGCCAAGCAGACGGAGCAUGUGUAUAUCAGUGAUGAAGAGAAGAUGAUGUGUGAGAACCCGGACUACAAAUGGACCGGUCGAUACAUAGCUCUACAGAGAGAUUCCACAGAACUACAGACCCCCUACAUGUACAAGGGAGAGAGACACAGGAACAAAGAAGAUUUUAGUCUCAGAAUGUAUGGCGAUGAAGUCAAGAGUUGGUUGGAGGAGGAGCAGGAGAGUCGGGAGCAGACCAUUCACACGAUGACAGAACUACGGAGGCGGAGUCGACCUAACGCUGACCUCGAGGACCUGGACGAGGACGUCAUUCCCAGCUCCUCCUUCUCCAUCCCUGUAGCUGACAACGUCCAAGAGGCGGGGCUACAGACCUAAAGGGAUGGGACCACAAACCUAAAAGGGUGGAGCCACAAACCUGAAAGGGCGGGGGCCAAAACCCUUAUGGGGCGGGGCCACAAAUUUAGAUGAUUUCUAGGAGAGAAAUAAUUUCAAUGACAUUGAUAUGGGCCACAUCACAUGGUGGUCUCUGAUAUACUUUGAAUAUUUGAUGUUUAUUUAUUGAAGUUAAACCAAAGGCAAAGUUGCUCUACUGUCCCAGGAUGGGGAAAGUUUUAAUCAUCUGUUUUUCUGUGAUCAAGUUCUAAUUGUGCCAAAAAGUCUUUAAUACUGCCUCCUUAUGUUUCAUAUUCAGGAGGUAUUUUAGUGUGAGUGUGUAAAUAUUGAAUGCUUUGUAUUGAUCAAGAGAGAGAAGUUUUCUCAUAUUGAGAGGAAUAAGUUUAUGUCUGAAAAAAGAAAAAUUCAUGCCUUGUGUAAGUACAGUAUUCAAUCCUAUUUUAAGCCUGUGUUUUUAACCUAUUAACAGUAAUUCUGAACGAAAAUGGUCAUAUUUGAUACUA